This is a messenger RNA of Trichosurus vulpecula (common brushtail), 1443 nucleotides long. It is a transcript of the gene EEF1AKMT3, whose product is annotated as EEF1A lysine methyltransferase 3. Gene Ontology annotation, molecular function: protein-lysine N-methyltransferase activity. The coding region runs from base 219 to 884 and encodes 221 amino acids. The record is from RefSeq and is a predicted model, not a curated record. The transcript is spliced from 3 exons. Lineage: Eukaryota; Metazoa; Chordata; Mammalia; Diprotodontia; Phalangeridae. Gene Ontology annotation, biological process: peptidyl-lysine methylation. Gene Ontology annotation, cellular component: cytosol; cytoplasm.
GCCAGAUCUCUUCCACUUCGUUCCGCCUCCCGAGAGUACAGGAACCUAGUAGGCUGGGGAUGCCGGGGGUCUGACCUCCCCUUCCUCCUAGUUGAAGGCAGCGGGGUCUCACUCCUGCCCAGCCACGUGGAAGCCACCCCUUCCUCUAGAGCUUGGCCGGCGUCCAGAGGAGUCCCUCUGUGCGCUGGUGCUCGAUUCCCCGAGACAUUCUGUCCGGGAUGUCGGAGUCAGACUCCGAACUGGAGUCGGAGUCCGUGUUCCCUCAGGAGGACGGGCUCUUCGCUGAUUCUUACACAGAAGAGACUCAGUUCCACUUCUGCGGUCAUGUACUGAGCAUCAAACAGAGCUUCGGGGCUCGGCUUGGGGUGGCUGCGCCUGUGUGGGAAGCGGCGCUGAGCCUAUGCAGUUACUUCGAGAGGAAAAAUCUCGACUUCCGAGGCAAGAAGGUGAUUGAGCUGGGCGCUGGGACCGGCAUCGUGGGCAUUCUGGCAGCUCUGCAAGGGGGAGAUGUCACCAUCACUGACCUACCUCUGGCCCUGGAGCAGAUUCAGGGAAAUGUUCAAGCUAACAUACCAGUUGGUGGCCGGGCACAGGUCCGAGCUUUGGCCUGGGGGCUAGACCAGGGUGUGUUUCCUGAAGACUAUGACUUGGUGUUAGGGGCUGAUAUUGUGUAUCUGGAACCCACCUUUCCACUGCUCCUGGGCACCCUUAGACAUCUCUGUGGACCAAAUGGCACUAUCUAUCUGGCCUCCAAGAUGAGGGAAGAGCACGGGACACAGAGUUUCUUUCACGACAUAUUACCACAGCAUUUUCAGCUGGAGCUGGCGCAGCGGGAUGAGGAAGAGAACAUUAACAUAUAUAGGGCUACACACAGGGGAGGCUGAGAGGCUCCCCUGUGCCUCCACAUCCAGUUCGUCCUGACCUCUGCCCACAAACAUUCCUCUGAUCAGUCCUCUUCCUCUUGGUAUUAAGAGGAAGUGAAGAAUAUUAGCAUAUAGAGAACCAUGUGUAACGACCUAAGGCGGCUGAUUCCUGGGUCCUGGGAGAGGUGUUCUAUGCUUUCAUUUCCUCGCUUUCUUUGAUUCUGUUUUCUCCAUCCUACUAACUUUUCCAUUUCUUCUAGACUAAUACUGGGCAUCACUUUAUUGGAAGCCUCAGACACUCUCCCUCACAAAAGCCCUGAUGGCUUGUCGAUCAGAAGGCCCUCCGUCCCUGUUCUUGGAGGUAGAGGCUGAGUGGGGAAACUGACCUGAAGGAAUUUUGAUGGAAUAUGGUGGAUUCUCAGCAGAGUAAUUGCCUCUGACUGCCUCUCCCACAGCAAGUAGGGACUUUCUUGCUUUUCUGUUUGUAUCCCCAGCACUCAGCACAGUGCUAACACAUAAUAACCAAUUAAUAAAUGCUCAUUCAUUCAUGUGCUUGCCCUGGUGGUAGGCAUGUUCUCAA